UAUUUUCAAACGGUAACUCGAGUAAAGCGAGCUUCUGUUUUAGAACAGUUUGAAAUCAAAGGCAAAGGAGAAAACAAAACCUUUCAUUCUCGAAGCACCGCAAUUCCACGCCGAAUUAGGCGGAUUUUGCAAAUCGCGUCGUUCGAGUAGCGAGUCGCAGGAUCGCGCGCAUACGAUCGAUCGUCCGUGCGAUUCGACCUCUCGAACCGCCCUCGGCGGCACCGUUAGGCGCAACGACUGCGAUCUCGUCGCUUUUAUUUACCACGCUAGCCUGCCCGUUGGGAGCGGGGAUACGCUCUCUCGCCCGUGUGUAAACAUGGCUGUCGCGCUUCGCGAUGGUUAACCGCGUCGUUUCUCGUAGGCCGGGGCGUCGCGGGUGAUCGCGGAGCGACAUGGACGAGGAGCGUCGGUCUCGGACACCCAGGUAACCGCCAUCGAGCCGCCGAAUUCACGCUCGCCCUCCGCCGUCGAGCGGAUCCCGCUCGCGACAGCGGCGCGUCCGCGUACGCGCUUCCCCUCGUUAUCGCAACCCGUUUCACUCGCGCUUCCCUUUGUGUCGCGAGCCGUUUUCGGGUUAUUUUUCGCCCCCCGUUGAACGCGAAGGUGAGUGAACCGCCGCCCGUGCGUCACGUACGAUCGUUGAUUAGGCAGCGCGUCCGUUCGCGUCACGCGUACUCGCGUUGCCACUCGCUCGCAAUCCCCGCUUUCCUCCCCCCUCCCCGCCACUUUGGUGUGUCGUGCGCGUCCGUGCACAAGGAGGGCCAAGUGUCCAGACGCAGCGUUGAUCCCGCGAUUGUCAAAAUUCUCGCCAACUCGUUUUCUGCCUCGCUCCUGCCCCCGGAUGGCGAUGCCGCUCGGAGCAGUCGUGGAAAUUUGUUGUCAUGUGCUGCAUGGUCAAUAUGUCCGUCCCCAUUCUGUUGCCGAGUGUGAUUUUAGGAUAAAAAUAAAGAUGUGUGUGUCUGUGUGUGUAUGUGUAAAUAACGUUAAUGAUGCAUAAAGAGAGUUUGUCAUGUGUAAGAAUUGAUAAAUACAAAUGCUUGUUAUAUAUUGCAAACAGGCAGAGAUACAUGGAUAAUUGUGUAAAUAAGAUGUUUUCUAUUUAUCAAGAGUAAUUUACAUGUAAUUGUGUAAAUAAGAUGUUUUCUAUUUAUCAAGAGUAAUUUACAUGUAAUUGUGUAACUAAGAUGAUUUGUAUGUAUCAAGAGAAAUUACACAUAAAUAGAGAGAUUGUUAUUCAUUGCCAUUAUCAUCGUUAGUCAUCUUGCUCACGUGUCCUUGUGUCAGAUUUUAAAUUCAAAUUACUUGAAUUUCUAUAGCUAUGCAAGAAGCAUUUUGUUUUAACAUGAUUUGGACUACUGCUAAAUUUGUCGCUAAUGUAUAUUAUAUAUAUAUAUAUAUGUGUGUGUAUGUGUGUGUGUGUGUGUGUGAUUUAUUUCAGGGUGUCGUCUGGGUGAGAGAGAAAGAGAGCAAUGAAUGUACUUCGCAUUUUGACACCGUGUGUGUUACAACGCCGACGCAUAAGAAGUGUAGACACUGCUGAUACAAGGGAUUCCUGGUUCAUGAGAAGACAGCUUGGAGAUGCCUCUCACAUAACACAUAGAAUGGGUGCUUCUGCAUCAUCAAGCAUCACCAACGUGGGUGGAGAUUCGGUCCAAGCAGCCAGGCUUUCAGCAUCAAGUAGUCCAGAACAACAUGGCAUUGCAGUUAGAGAGAAGAAGAAAAAGAUGACAGGAUUCGCAACGUUACGCAAGAAAUUUAUCAGGAGACGUCGCUCCUCCAAGGCGUGCGAUCACGGUAGAAUCAUUAGGGAUCUGGUAUCCACAUGGAGCCACCUGGAAGCAACGGCCCUGCUGGAGGAGUACGAGGCGUUAGCCGCGCUGAAAGACCUCCACGUUCAGGCCGAAUUGGCGAGGCCGCCAGCCGCCACGUUCAAGCAGGACCUGUCGAUGUUGUACGACUACAAACACUGCUCCGAUGUCGAUCUUGUAUAUAGGGGGGCGUGUUUCCCCGUUCAUCGAGCUGUGCUUUCCGCCAGAUGCCCGUACUUCAGGGAUCUACUGGCCGGCUGUCCUGGAUACGGUGCUAGAAUAUGUUUGGAGCUGAGGACGCCGCAUCUCGAGGUACAGAUGUUCUCGGCACUGCUGCGGUACCUGUACACCGGCGACAUUUGCCCGCACGAUGCCACGCUGGAGGCGAACCUGCUGCGACGGCUCGGCGAGGAGUUCGGGAUGCCAAAUCCGCUGGAGCACGAUCUCAGAUACUUACUGGACACCGGCGAUUACGCGGACGCCGCGCUCGUAUUCACCUCGGACAGCGACUACCAGAGGCCGGACAGCGGGAGUUCGGAGUACGGAUUUCGCCCGAAGUUAGAGCUGCCAUGUCACAAAGCGAUACUCUCCGCGAGGUCCCCCUUCUUCAGAAAUCUCAUACAGAGGCGGACCAGGUCCGGCGAGGAUCACACGGAAAGGGCGCUUCACAUACCUACUAGGAUAGUACUGGACGAAAGUGUAAUCCCCAAACGAUAUGCCAGAGUGUUGUUGCACGCUGUCUACCUAGACACGGUUGAUUUAUCAUUAAUCUUGCGGGGAAGCGGUUGUGGGAACAGCGCCGGCAGCCUUGGCGAGGUUCAAGCUCUGACGCAUACAGGUCGAAUGCGGCCGAGCCCUUUGGAGGAAGCGAUGGAACUGUACCAGAUCGGCCGGUUUCUCGAGCUCGACAUACUGUCGCAGGGCUGCGAGGAUCUUAUCCUCGAGUACCUCACGUUGGAGUCGUUGCCGACUGUUCUCAAAUGGGGCAGUCAACCUCACGGAUCGGCGUGGGUGCACAGACAAGCGUUGCAUUACCUGAGGGAGGAGUUUCAGCCGAUCGCGUCGUCGUCGAUCCUGCAUCAGCUGGAUCACGCCCAUCUGGGAAACGUGUUGCAAAGCCAUUUUUUGCAAGCGAGCGAACUUGAAGUGCUGCAGGCGGUGCUCAAGUGGGGCGAACACGAGUUGGUGCGUCGGAUGGAGGACCGGGAGCCCAACCUGCUCAGCCACACCGUACACUCCGUGACGAGGAAGGGCAUCAAGAAACGUGAUCUCAGCGACAUCGAAUUGCGAGAGAUACUGAGCGAGCUGUUACCGCUCGUCCGAAUAGAUCACAUACUGCCGCCGAAUAGCGAGGCGUUGACCCAGGCCAUCAGGAGAGGACUGGUCUCUACGCCGCCGAGUCACAUGAUAGGAGACGAGAGGGAUAAUUUGCGGGUGAACGCCUGGAUAAGAGGCGGCAAGAAGAAUGGCUUUUUUGUCAGGCCAAGGUUAUUCAUGCCGUAUUACGAGGAGAUUAAGUCCUUGGUGGAAGAGCAGAUGGUCCCGGAAGCCGAUUUGGUGAGACUGCGAAGGCCGCGAUACGUAGCUGACAUACCGGAUGCGUUGUACAUGGUCGAGGAGAAACCGAGAGUCAUGGGCACCGCCGGCGUCGACGUUCUUGCCGCGGUGUUUCCAGUACCAGAUUCCGCGACGAUGGCCGCGAUGCUGAAACGAGAGCAGAAAUUGAGGCAGUCACCCAGUUGCCAACGGGCCAUAAGUCUGCCACUUUCCUCGCGACACGAAAUCAAUCGGCAAGUGCGACUACGCGUCGUCAGGGAGUUCAACUUGCCCGAUACCGUAGCUGAUCUUCUGGAGAACACAGCGUCUUACAGUAUGAAAGAGCAAAACGAGCAGAGGAUGACAGAUAUAGAGGACAUUGACUCGCCGGGCAUGGGUAUUCGUGUGAGAACUACCGCCCCGGUGUGUUACGGGAGGAACAUGACAUUUCCUCGGCCGACUUCGUCUUACGCACAUAGACACGAACUUCCAGCUAUAGUGACCGAGGGAGAGAGCUGCAGACUUCUUGCCGAGCAACAAGAUGGCAAUUCCUGCAGCGACGGACAAUUGUCGGGCGUAAUGCCGGACGUAGCGAUGGCGACGGCCUCCUUCGGCGCUUUGCAUUUAAUCGAGGAACAGGAACUGGAAUUGGAUCUCGGUGACGGGGCGUCGCACCUACUGCCGCAUGUCUCCCCGUCGAGCGGCGGUACCAUCGAGGCGGCCCACCGCUCGUCGCUUUCCCAUCAGCAUCAGAGGCACUUUUCCGGCCCGCCGCCACCACCGUACGUGUAUCAUCGUGCUGGCACUGCCUUACCGAGAUUUAUUUGAAAUUUAUACAUGAUAUGCGGAAGCGAACAUUACGGCAACUACUGAGUCCCCUUCGUCCCUCUCUUCCGCCCCUUUUCACCCCCUACGGCCCCCUUUAUUCCUCUCUUUGUCUCUCUUCCUCCCUUCCGCCCGUUAUUAUUGCAUAGUAUGGCUACGUAGUGUGUAUCGAUCAAACCUUGUUAUUGCGGGUACAAAUUUAUUACAAGGAUAAUUGUAUGUACAUUUUAUUUAAAGCAGGCUUAUAGGCGAAACGUAGGAGGUGCUCGGUUUACGAGAGCAUCCGUAAUCUUACCGGAUCUAGUAGUUUGGCAAGGCACAGUGUGAGAUACAAAGUGGAGUGAGUUCAGCUUAUUCAGUACGGCGAGACUUCGUGAAUCUUGUGUAUAUGAAGGUUCUGCCGUACUAUCAUAUAUAUACAUAUAUAUACAUAAAAAUGCAAUAUAUAUAUACAUAUAUAUAUAUAUAUAUAUAAACUAAGUGCAAUCGUGCAAAAACAAAAAUGCGAUUGUGAUUUAUACAUAUAAAUAUGUAAUCGUGAUAUGUGUAUAUGGGUGUACUUAUGUGUGUGCGUGUAUGCGCGUAUGCGUGUGUAUAUGGAACAUAUGUGUAUUCGCGGUUCCGGUUUCCGAAGUGUCAAGACUGUUAGCCAGGAAGUUCUCUUUUUUUCCAGAAGGAGCAAAGGAAACGAUGUACGAUAUAUUGAAUAAGUCGCGUCUUAUCGCAACACCAUCUUUACUUGCGCGUAAUUGCAAGUGACGGGAAAGUGAAGGUACCAUGUGUUCCCCGUAUGCUUGCUUCCUCGCGCGGAGAAAGCACGGAGAAUCGGCGGCGGCAGCUCACGCGAAUGGAGCUGCGAACCGCUUGAUGACAUUUCGCCAUGCUAAACUUUUUAAUUUUUCCUCUCUUCUAGGGCAGUUUCGAUGUAUGACGGGCUAUAGUAAGACUGUAAGUAUACAAGAGGAAUCCAAUCGAUAAAACAUAUAUCGUGCGCGCUUAGAGAUGACGUCCGGGGCGCCUUGGGUCGUAAAAAGCGUGCGUGACGCUCACAAUAUUUAAUGGGUUAAUUAAUUAUCGCUAAGUGCCCGCGGGUGCAUGAGAAUGUUCUAAGAAAAAAUUUUCCAUGAAUUUAAAUGUAUCCCACUAGCUUUGCUGCCGCGACUCUUAAUUAUAAUAUAUUCGAACAAACGAGUUACGUAUUACGUACGGGGUUCCAAAGCAGCGUUCCACAAAAGCAUGCUUGGCUGAAUUAUUGGUGAAAAACGGAUUUAAUUUUCAGAUUUCAGAUUCCGAAUUACUCGCGAUCGAGAAUUCUUGAUUAAUUCUAAAUAAUUUUAAACAAUGCAAAGAAAGGUAGCAAGUCUUUCACUCAGUAGUAAUGUUUGAAAUUUAACUUAACCAAUUUCCGGUUUAGAGAGGACAGACAUUAUAGUUAUCAGAAUGAAUAAUAAUUGAAGAUUAAAAGAGUGGCAUUUAACUUUAAUUUUCACUGAAAGAAAAAUCGCUGAAACGAUGCUACAGCUUUGUCAAUGAAGAAUUCGUAACUGAGACAAACUUUGUUUCUGGGUCACCGUUUCGUUCCACGGAAGCGUAGAAUGUCAGAUUCUAUUCCAAUUCUGUGGUAAUAGUAUGUACAAGCAGUAAACUGUAAAAGUAAACUGCGGGAAACAUGUCACUUUCACUCUCGUCGAAGCGGCAACGAUCAGGCGGGAAUUAAUCAUGUUAAACGUACUGGCGUAAGAUUAAUACCGGCGAUAUAGCAAAUAUUCUUUAUUUAAUGUAGCUCCUUUGUGUCGACAUGAGAUGUAAUUAUUAUUAAGAUACUCGAUAUAGAGCUCGUUUAUAAAUAAUCAAGGGAUUCCUUUACCGUCCUUACGUUUUAGAUAUCGUACUUGAAAUUCAUCAUUUCCUACAUAUAUGGGCACAAGCUACCCGUGAAAAACUGAUUAAUUGUUUAGUUAGUUCAGUUAAAUUUAAUUGCGUUAUACAUGCAUUUUGUUAUGUUCUUUAGCAAGGCGCAUUUUGUCCUAGUUACAUGAAUGGAAUUCGGCGUUGUCGGCGCUGUUACUGUCGCAGCUGACAUAAAUUGUGAUAUUAUACGAGAAAGUUAUUGGUUUGAUCAUUGUGGUCUAUAUAAUAAAAUUUCUCUCUUGCAGACCUGGAUUAUUAGGAGAGGAUAUAUUAUUAUCGUGUAUAAAAUAUAUUGUUUUAUAUAUAUAACUGUGCGCGAUUCAUAAGCUCUAAAUACCGAUCGUCCGCUUUAUAAAGUGUGUCACUCGCGUUUACUAUUAUGCGGUUCGUGAAAUUGUCAGAUCUGUCAUUGAACGAAGAGAUAUCGAAGGAGAUCGUGAGUCUAUGUCAAGUGGCGUAAUAUCAACAGCGAUGGCAGUUCGUGAAUCCGCGAUCGAUCGGCGAAGUUAUUUAAAGCAAUUAGACCAACUCUUAAGACCAGAAUAAAGGGAUAGUGUUAUCAUAUAGAUAGAUUAAUACUGUAUAGACUGAGGUAUAUCGCGAGAGUAGUAUUUUGACAUUCGUGUAGUCUUUGCGUCGCAAAAAAGGAAAAAAGAAAAAAAUAACGAUAAGAGAAAAGAUAAUUAAGAUACUUCCACUCGCGGACGUUCGCGAUUUUUCUUCGUGUACACCCUUCUUUCCUCGAAAUUGUUGAUUUGUGUGUCAGGAGGUGUCGAUACGUUCGCUGAAAAAUAAAAUCCUUGGACAGUUUAUCUUUUUUAUGACUCACGAUAGGUGGCUCGCCAGAUAUAUUUAAAAAAAUAAAGUUUAAUAAAUAUUUCCGAAUGGA
Messenger RNA from Ooceraea biroi (clonal raider ant), 6969 nucleotides. RefSeq names its product BTB/POZ domain-containing protein 7. Gene Ontology annotation, molecular function: protein binding. Gene Ontology annotation, biological process: morphogenesis of a branching epithelium. The record is from RefSeq and is a predicted model, not a curated record. NCBI's taxonomy places the organism in Eukaryota, Metazoa, Arthropoda, Insecta, Hymenoptera, Formicidae.